CCCAUGUCUUCUCCUCACCGCAAAGCUGCACCGCUCUGGUGAUUGAAGAUCAACUGACAUGUGACCCCGGUGAUCCAGGCCUUUGGGGCCUUGCCAGGGUCGUCGUGUCAAAUAAACUCGGACCUCGCUCCUACCCGCAUUUUUCAGGAUUUGCAGCCUCGACCACCCGACCCAAACUCACCCAUCUUUUAUUCCUGCGGUCCCCCAUCUUGUCCUGCGUUUCCCUUACGAGAGAGCUCAAUUGCUGCCCUGCAUGUCGCUCAUUCAACAUGUUACGCAACAAGAGGGCAUUGAUCGCGAGGAAGCCUUAGUCGACCUGUUCCUUCCACCGGUCGAUCGCCAGCUUAGCCGACAGGAGGCUUCGGGGCGUCGGCUUUCGCUCGAGAGCGCCAUCUCAGAAUCUGCUGGCUUUCUCGGUGUCUCAGGCAAGCAAGUCAGGCGAGUCAUCAGCUAUGAUGCUCUCAAGAAGCCUGAAGUACCGGUUGCAGGCGAAGAGUAUGGGGGGUUGACACCUUACAAAGUGUCUACUUCCAAACGUAUCGCACAGGUCACUGCGACCGUCCUCGCGUGUUGGUUCGCCAGCGGCAUUGUCUUUGGCUUUGCAGCACUCAAGCCCAUUCUAAUCAAGGAAGGUGUCUUCCGAAAUCUCUGCACGAAAGAAGAAUUGGACUCAAAUGUCGAAGUUUGUUUCGACCAGGAUUUGCGAUUGAACUUUUUCUUUUCGCUGGCGUCGACUACGGCAAAUGUAUCUGCGCUUCCUGUCGGCACUUUACUCGACCGUUAUGGCCCGAGAAUAUGUUUCUUGCUCGGAUCUCUAUUCCUCACCGUGGGCAGCGUUCUUAUGAGUCUUGCCUUUCAGAUUGCAGAGUUUGACGGCUAUACUAUCGGAAAUUUCUUCCUUGCAUUGGGAGGCACUUUUGUCUUCCUGCCGUCUUUCCAAAUUGCUAAUGCUUUCCCGAAAUAUGGUGGCAGUAUUGUAGCCCUCGUCACAGGAGCAUUCGAUGCCUCGGCCGCUGUCUUCCUCUUCUACAGACUCAUCUACGAGGCAACUAACAGAGGUUUCAAACCACAGACAUUCUUCCUAGUCUACCUCGCGGUGCCAGUUGCAAUUAUCAUCGCUCAGCUGACGUUUCUACCAAACGAAGCCUACAAGACCGCCCCACAGUUGGAGAUGAAGAUAUACAAAGCUGAAGACGCAAUGCAGGACGUGCACUCUUCCGAUGAUGAGUUGCCUGAUGACGAGAUGUGGCGACGGAGGAAACAUCGCAGUGUCCGUCGCCGUCAGCGGCUCAGCAAGCUCGACGAGCUCCUCGGUGAUCAAGUGGCGCGGAAGAUGCAAGAAGAGAAGAAAGAGCACAAGCAAGAGGCAUCAGGGGUAUGGGGUGCACUGCACAACAAGUCGGCGAAGGAUCAGAUGCUGACACCCUGGUUCAUUCUUCUGACGCUUCUUACAGUCUUGCAAAUGGUGCGCAUGAACUACUUCAUCGCAACAAUUCGAGAGCAGUAUAUUUAUAUGCUGAACUCGGUUGAAUUGGCCACCAAAGUCAACGACUUCUUCGACUGGGCUCUACCUCUUGCUGGAGUAAUAAGUACACCCUUUCUCGGCGCCCUACUCGAUCACGUAAGCACCCCAAACGUACUCCUCGUUAUCGUCGUCGUUAUCACCGCCAUCAGCAUUGUCGGCUCAAUACCAGCUCUAUGGGCCGGCUAUGUAAACGUCAUCCUCUUCGUCUUCUUACGCCCCCUGUAUUACUCUGCAAUGUCCGAUUAUGCCACCAAGGUCUUCGGAUUUGCAACCUUCGGUCGUGUCUACGGUACCAUCAUCUGCUUUUCUGGACUAGUCAAUCUCUCGCAGACGGGUAUCAAUGCCUUGACGAAACGAACGUUCGACGGUAACCCCACGCCUGUCAAUGCAUUUCUCGGCAUCGCUGCGUUCUUGAUCGGCACUGCGCUGGUCACGUAUGUCACGGUUCAGGUUUACCGCAUGCGGAAGAAGCUAGAUGAGGACGAUGCUAUCACCAUUACCAACACGGAUGCCGGAAGUAUUAUGGAGAGCCUACUCGAAGAGGACGAGCCGAGGAGCUACGGGGCUAUCUAUUCUAACCGCCAAUCCUGGGAACCUUGAUCGACCAUGACCGAUGAUUGAUUGGCAUUAUCGACAUCGCCUUUGAAUCCACAUGGGAUGACUGAGAAAUCUCAACGUUUGGACAGUGUCCAUAUUAUUUUGCCGGUAUCCACGAUGUAUACGGUCAAUCUUUUCAUUCUACGGCUUCUUUUCUUACUAUUUCACCUAAAACUUGUAGAUUGCUCUUUUCUAGCGUCAUUGUUUUGCUCCAGCAUCUCUCCUCCUAUACUUCCUUGCGCAUCUCCACGCUAAUACUCCAGCGUUGUGUUAAUCGUUCUUGAACACGCAUACUGAAAAUUCCUACGAAUCUUACUGGUCGUUUAGCAAGCGAAGCAUGUAGACUAGAUUGUUAAUUGCAUAACUUUGGCGUUUAUGAUAUACUGUCAUACUACUCUGGUCGUAAAUCGACCAUCCGAUUGUCAACAUAGUUCAACAUUACAUGAUACAACCAUCUCAGUCAUGC
Cucurbitaria berberidis CBS 394.84 is the source of this 2588-nucleotide messenger RNA. Its product is annotated as MFS general substrate transporter. Gene Ontology annotation, cellular component: fungal-type vacuole membrane. The record is from RefSeq and is a predicted model, not a curated record. Gene Ontology annotation, molecular function: transmembrane transporter activity. Lineage: Eukaryota; Fungi; Ascomycota; Dothideomycetes; Pleosporales; Cucurbitariaceae. The coding region runs from base 254 to 2125 and encodes 623 amino acids. The transcript is spliced from 2 exons. Gene Ontology annotation, biological process: transmembrane transport.